AUAACAUUUCAAAAAGUGCGUCUGAUAAUAUUUGGAGCUCAAAACUCGUAAAACAAUGGAACUGUGGAUUUGGUUUUUAUUUUUUAGCAUUUCGUUUGGGUACAAUUUUGGUUUGGUGUGUCUACAAUGUAAGAGCAUUAUCAGCCCAAGAUUGUGUAAGCGAGUGACACAGUGCAGUGAUGGAGAGGUUUGCAUUGUUCAGCGUCAGACCAAUGAGUUUGGAGAGAUCGUGUACGAUCUCGGAUGUUCUCCAAGCACUACAUGUACGAACGUUACAGCUGUAUCUCAAAAUAGCCUGUGUACACAAUGUUGUGACAUUGACCUUUGUAAUCACGUGGCCUGCAAUGCACAAGGUCAUCUGUUACCAGAUAAAUCCGCGUGUUCUGGUACCAAGUGGUUCGAUGCUAUGCAACGUAUCAAUGGACAAUGGGCUGAGUGGUCUUCUUGGGGAUCGUGCUCGCUGACCUGCGGUGACGGCGUGCAAUCCAGACACCGAACAUGUACAAAUCCCUCACCGACAAAUGGCGGAGUCAUGUGCCCAGGAGAAGAAAACGAAUCAAUGGCCUGUGCAAAACAAGCCUGUCCAACUGAUGGCCAAUGGUCUUUAUGGUCGACAUGGACCAACUGCUCUUUGUACCAUGAUGACGGCGUGGUAACCAGAACACGGUCCUGCUCCAAUCCAAGUCCGGUAAAUGGCGGGAACAACUGUGCGGGACUUGACAUUGAAAGAAAAUCAUGUCAAAUGCCACAUCAAAUCGUUUAUGACUGUAGCGAUGUGUUAAAACUGGGCCUGUCGCGUGGUUCGGGUGUGUACAAAAUUACGCCCUGGAAUACGCAUAGGGAAGUUGACGUUUACUGCGAUAUGGAUACCGAGGGUGGUGGAUGGACGGUGUUUCAAAGACGCUGGAAUGGUUCUGUCGACUUCAACAGGAGCUUUGCGGAUUACGAAAGGGGAUUUGGCUCAUUUGAUGGUGAAUUCUGGACAGGUCUGGAUGUUCUCCAUUCAAUGACAAGCCGUGGUAACAUGACGUUACGAGUGGACAUGAGUUUACCAAAUGGAACUACUGGAUUUGACGAGUACGCGGGUUUCUAUAUUUCUCCACUUGACCAGUACAACUUAAACCUUGUAAGGAGGAUCAACUCAAGAGGAAUGUCCGAUUCCUGUAUUCUGUCCGACACGGGUACUAGUUAUGAUAUCAACCACCAGCCGUUUACAACGUACGACAGGGAUGUGGACAACUGGUCUGACAACUGUGCCCAAUACUUUGGAGGAGGCUGGUGGUACAAUGAUUGCACGUGCAAUAACCUUAAUGGAGAGUACACCAGGAGAUGA
This is a messenger RNA of Mya arenaria, 1333 nucleotides long. RefSeq names its product semaphorin-5A-like. Bases 56 to 1333 code for a protein of 425 amino acids. Lineage: Eukaryota; Metazoa; Mollusca; Bivalvia; Myida; Myidae. The record is from RefSeq and is a predicted model, not a curated record. The transcript is spliced from 12 exons.